CUCGCCUUCCAAGAACAAUUUCUACCACGCUCAUAUCCCCGCUAUGGAGCUCACGAACUUACCCACGGAGCUUUUGAAUGCGAUCCCUCUCUAUUUGACGAGCAAAGACAUCAAAAACUUGAGACUCGUGUCCAAGUUGUUUUCCGACAUACCUUUACAGCUCUCUAGGGUGUUUAUAAGCGCGAACCCGAUAGACAUUGAGGUGUUUCGCUCUAUCGCGGAUCAUGAGGCCUACAGACAUAGUGUAAAAGAAAUUAUUUGGGAUGAGGCCCGAUUCGGCAAUCCUCGUUCUGGAUGUGACGGGCAUGAAAUGGAGCUUCGCGAGGCACCUCGUGAAUAUAUGAAUGCUUGCAAAGAGAACUUGGCCGACAUUUUGGGAAGGCGAUCCAUGUACGCUGUCCAUUUUCCCUCUGAAAAGGCUAUAGACGAGCAAGUAAAGGCCCAGAUGCCUAUAUUCGAAUCAUGGCUGCUCUAUUGCGAGUAUGCAGACCGGCAAAACAAAGUUUUGAAAGACGGUGGCGAUAUUAAAGCGUUUGAAUACGGCCUCGAACGCUUUCCGGCUCUCGAGAGAAUCACGUUGACGCCAGCAGCCCAUGGGACAAUCUUCAAUCCACUGUAUAGAACACCGAUGCUUCGAUCGCUUCCAUAUGGCUUCAACUACACCAUUCCGCGCGGUUGGCCGGGCACUUAUUUUCAUUUGAGCAGCGAGCCGUGGGAAACCGAGGCUGAUAAAGAGCAAUGGCGAGGCUUUCGAGAAGCCAUUCGUUGCCUCGCGGAUAACAAAGCACCGUCGGUGAAAGAGCUUGUUCUCGACGUUCAUCAGUUGCCAACAGGCUUGACCUGCCAUUUUUUCGACAGUCCCUGCCGAGAAUACGACCAGCUCAUUGAUGUUCUUCGCAGGCCUGGUUUCCGCCGCUUUGAUCUCGCCCUCACCGCCGGCGGCCAGCCCACUGUCGACUGGAUGUCAUUCCGGAACAGGCGCAUACGACGUGCCCUGGCAGAGGCGUCGAAAGACUUGGAGCAUAUCCAUUUGAGGACGGAUUGGGGUGAAGAACCAGAUUAUCGUACUGGGCUGGACAGCAGCGGCCUCCCUUAUCACUUCACCCCACUGCUUGACAUCUUUCCCAUGGAGCAAUGGCCGAGACUCCGGCACUUUGGGCUAUCAAAGUUCCUUGUGCGGCAAAAUGAUGUCAUGUCUCUUCUGAAAGCAUUGCCAGUCACGAUUCGGACCAUUGAGCUCAGCUUUUUGUGCUUCUUAAACGACGUGGGCAGUUACGAAGCCCUGCUUUACGAGAUGCGUGAUACUCUAGAUUGGCGCAAUAGAGAAGCCGCAGCUCGCCCCAAAGUCAAGAUUGGCUUGGAAAUCUCCCCCGAAGAGACGCUAUAUGGCCGAGCAAUCUGGUUCGAAAGAGAAGUGGAUUCGUUUUUGUACAAAGGGGGGCCUUGUCCGUUU
Messenger RNA from Trichoderma atroviride IMI 206040, 1453 nucleotides. RefSeq lists its product as uncharacterized. Lineage: Eukaryota; Fungi; Ascomycota; Sordariomycetes; Hypocreales; Hypocreaceae. The record is from RefSeq and is a predicted model, not a curated record. Gene Ontology annotation, molecular function: protein binding.